CUAGAUGACGAGCUCCUUUUUAUCUGCGAGUCCGACCAGCCAGACACCCUUGAAAAUGUCAUCCAACAACGAGCACUCAUCACUCCAGACUAUAUCCCCCCUCUCUCUACCAUAAUGGCUGCGGCAGUCUACCAUGACUCCUCCGCUAUCGUCGCCAACUGUCUCUCCAAAAAAACAAAAGUGGUCGACCCCAUCAUGACCUUCAUCGCGCAGCGCGGUGCCUGGAAAAGUUAUAAACUCAUCAUUGAAGCUGGGGCAAUCGACAUCAACUACGUCAUACCCUGGUAUGGGGAUAUUCUCAGCACAGUCGCUACUAAUAAUGAUUUGAAGAUGGCGCAAUUUUGUUUAGAACAUGGAGCAGAUCCGAAUCGGAACCGGGUCGACGAGUAUAAGACUGUGAUUGCUGCUACUGCUGAACUUGGGUAUGUGGAUAUGGUGGCGUUGUUAUUGGAGUAUGGGGCUGUCUUGAAGGGGAGCGGGGCUAUUGUACUAGCGGCUGAGGAGGGAGAGAUUGAGAUGGUAAGGUUUCUGUUGGAAAGGGGCGCUGAUGUUGACGAGGUUGGUGUGGAGGAUCCACUGGAUGAGAGGACGAAGGAGGAUGUGGGAAGUGCGAUGCAUCAUGCGAUUGAGAAUUCGCAUGGGGAGGUGGCA
Messenger RNA from Aspergillus ruber CBS 135680, 651 nucleotides. Its product is annotated as ankyrin repeat domain-containing protein. The transcript has a single exon. NCBI's taxonomy places the organism in Eukaryota, Fungi, Ascomycota, Eurotiomycetes, Eurotiales, Aspergillaceae. The annotation marks the transcript as partial. The record is from RefSeq and is a predicted model, not a curated record. Gene Ontology annotation, molecular function: protein binding.